AUGGUCGUUUCGAAAGAAAAAUGUGAAGCGGAAUCGAAACACAGAAGAGGAAUCAAUAAAUUUACGUUGAGUGUCAUUGACAACGAACAGCGGAACAGCCAUUUUUUUUUCGCAAAGGUUUAUCUCUACCUUUCUAAUUUGCUUUCUUUCUAUUGUUUCACCCAUCUUUUUUCUCCUUUCAUUUCCUUUCUCUAUUUCUUUUCAACUAACACUUAUUUUUUUUUAAUUUCUUUUUCUUUUCUCUUUCGCUUCCUUAGUGCUUUAUUUCGUUUCUUUUUUUUUAAAUUCUCUUUUUUUUUCUUUUCAAUGAUAUAUCUUUUCUUCUUUGAUUUUCUAACUGAUUUCUGCCUUCCUUUCUUUUUUUCUUUUUUUAGUUUUUUUUCUCUCACUUUUCGUUUCUUUACUCUUUUCUUGCCUUCGUUUUUCUUUUUCUUUUCGUUUCCGUACACGUUUCUUUUCUUUUCUUAUUUUUUCGCUCUUUUUCAUUUUACCGACAUUUUCGUUUUCUCUUCUUUCCUUACUCUUUCCUUCCCUUCUUCUUUCUUCCAUUCUUUGCUUUUUCUUCUUCCUUCUGUCCAUCUUGCCUUAAUUAUUCUCGCCUCUCUUCAAUCUUUUUUUUUUGUCUUCACCUCUUUUUUUUCUUUUCGUUCCUUCUUUCUAUUUGCGUUACUCCCCUUUUGCCUCAUGUUCUUUCCGUUAAUUUUUCCUUCUUUCUAA
This is a messenger RNA of Acanthosepion pharaonis, 717 nucleotides long. NCBI's taxonomy places the organism in Eukaryota, Metazoa, Mollusca, Cephalopoda, Sepiida, Sepiidae. The record is from the annotation of a GenBank genome assembly.